This is a messenger RNA of Bombus pyrosoma, 2502 nucleotides long. RefSeq names its product transcriptional adapter 3 (gene Ada3). Gene Ontology annotation, molecular function: transcription coactivator activity. Bases 1044 to 2423 code for a protein of 459 amino acids. The transcript is spliced from 2 exons. Gene Ontology annotation, biological process: regulation of transcription by RNA polymerase II. NCBI's taxonomy places the organism in Eukaryota, Metazoa, Arthropoda, Insecta, Hymenoptera, Apidae. The record is from RefSeq and is a predicted model, not a curated record. Gene Ontology annotation, cellular component: SAGA complex.
CUCUUAAAUGAAAAGAUCUGAUAUAUAUUUAUAUUUUUAUUUAUUUCUUUUUUAUGGUUAGAUUAAACAAAUAUAUCAGAUUUAGCAGUUCAGUUUAAACAUUUUUUACAUUAAUAUCAAAUUAUCCUCGUAAUUAUACUACACCAGCGACUAGCCAAUAACUGAAGGUGUUGCAUAUACUAUGACCAAUUAUACGUUCGUAACCUAUGUCGCUAACCACUGCGCUAUCGUCGUCCGGUAUUAGUUAGUGUCGAAAUGACGGUAUUUGUGCUGUCGAAUGCCGUCACAUAUAUUUCUCUCUAUUUGACUCUAUGACUUGACUCAUUGAACAAACUAUACUUGCUAUAAAUUUUAAAUAAAUCUAUUUAUGUUGAAAAUAGUAUUGGAAAAAUUGUAUUAAAAACAUGUUAUACAACAGCUUAAUAUUAAAUUCUAUUAAAUUCAAGAUUAAGUAAUUGAUCAUUAAAUCAAAUUAAUGUCAACCAAUCAAAAUGAAUUGACACUACUAAAGCACCAUUAAAGUGGUGGGGAUAACGAUGGUCAGUUAACAAGGGAAAAUUUUGGUCAAUUGACGCUGUACCAUACACGCUUUAGGUACAUGUAAAUAGAACAGUUGUUAUAGUGCUGCUGUUUAAUAGGGGAGAAUCGUUUAGCGAUUCGACUAACCAUUCUCGUAUCAGUUUCUUGAACAUAAAGCGAAAAAUAAAAAUAUUUUCUUUAAUAAAUUCUCGAGGGUAAGAUCACUAACGUCUUAUGAGUCACAAUUAGGUGACGUUGACUGCAUAUUUCAUGCAUUAGCCUACCAGCUGAUCGGAGCGUUCAUUGCGCGUACAACUUGUGGAUGUUAACAUAACCUAAUAGCUUAUGACACUUCAGAAUUGUAUGUGUAUAACGAUUGAAAAUUGGAAAGUUUAAACUGAAAGGAGAUAAAAUCUUUUAUGCAAAGUACAAAAACGUCUACUAUGUGUUGAACUGAAAAUUCAUUUGAAUGAAAAAGGUUAUGCUUACAAGAAAGGCACCUGUGCAAAAUUAAAAUUGUAACCAUGUCUGGGAAAGGAAAACAAAGUUCCAAAAAGGCGGUCGUCAAAGUGCGAGAAAGUGGAAAGACUGUACAGUCUUCUGCCCUUAACUCGGAUACGACUUUGGAGAAUACAGAGGCCACAAAGCCUUUAUCUAUUUUAAAAAUUGCUGACAAUGGCCGCCUUCUUCCAAGGUAUAGUAGUAUCCUGCAACGCAGUGUGGAAGAAGGUGUAGGAAUGGAAGAUCUUGAUACACUGCAGUUAGAACUAGAAAUGCUUCUCUCCUCUGUAGUGGUGCGACACCGCAUGCUUCAAGAGGAGAUAGCCAAUUUGUCUUCAGUAGAGGAACGCAGAGACAAAAGGUCCAAAAGUGGGAAAGGUCUUUCUCUUCUGGAUAAAAAGGUCAGAGAAGAAAAGUUCAAACCUAAAGAACUUAAUGUUAAAACACAGUCUCCUCUACCUGCAAAACUGUUCAAGCAAAAAGCUGUUACCAGCUCAAACUCUCAAGUCAUUCCAAAUGUUCAUGAAAUUUCAAGAAUUGAAGGUUCCAAAUCUGAAUCACCAAAGUUGCUCUUACCAAAAAAUGACACUCCCAAUAAAUUCUGGGCAUCUGUCGAUCCAUAUUGCACAGACAUUAUGUCUGAUGAUAUUAAAUUACUAGAGGAAUUAAUUUGCACGCACAGUGACAUUAGUGACUUUAAAAAAGUCCCUCCAUUAGGUCGUCAUUACAGUUUAAUGUGGGCACAUAAUGAUUUGUUGCAAGAAGAAGAUGCAGGUAAUCCAACUAGAGAUAAAAAAAAAAAUCGCUCGGAUGUGUCUCUGUUAGUUGGAAAAAAUGACAAAAAGGCACACAGUAUAGCAGGACCUCUGACUCAGAGAUUAGUCUCUGCCUUGCUUGAAGAAAAUGUAUAUGUUGCAAAUAAUAACACAGAUAACAAACUCUUUAGGGACAGUGAUCCUCCGGUUUUAAGAGAUCUUACUAUUCAGAACUCUAUUAAUUUAGAAUUAAGGAUGCACAAAGAACUUGUAGAGCAAGGAAUUUUAGAACCAGAUGCACAAAAGAAGAGUCAAGAGGACGACGAAAUUUUGACUGAGAUAAAACGGUGUCAGCAGGAGCUUACUGCUCUUUCCAAUCAUAAUGUAACACAGUUAAAAAGACUGUUGAGUUUAGCUCAGGAGGAAAGCAAACGGCAAGCGUUGAAGAGGAAAAUUAGUACGGCGGAUAACGAAGUGAUAGAACACUACAAGAAACUUAUACUAGCGAAACAAAGAAAAGUACCCUUAACAAAAAAAGAACAGGAGAAAGCGUGGUCGUGUCUUCGAGAGAGGGAAAACCUUUUGGACCAGUUGAACAUGUUACCACACAACAACGUAGAACCCCUAGGUUUCGGCACUACGACCUAAAUGCAAUUUUUUACUGUAUUGUACAAUAUCGUGAUAAAACUAUGUAUAAAAAUUGAAUAAUAUCAGUCUAAUUUUUAAA